GGCCAGACCCGACCAGACCAUUAAACCUCAUACCCCUUAGUUAACCGGCUCAAUGACUUAAACCGGUUUGACAACCUUGAAUACGAGACAAGAAGCUUUGUAAUGAUAUCUUAUUAGUCAAUUGGGUUUGCUAUUUUGAGAAAUCUAGUUAAGAUGUUGUUGGUGUAUUCUGAGACGCUGAUAUUGCACACCAAGAGACAAGGUUAUUGUUUGGUUGAUAGUUCUCAACGAGAUAAAUACCUUUGACCAAAGUUGUUAAACCCCUAUCGAAUCCCCGGUUCGACCUAAGUCCUACUUCAAAAUGGCCUCCAGAAAGCCCUGGUCUGACCUCUAAAUAUGGAGAAGAAGAGAGGGGGAAGAGAGGAAGAGGAACAAAGGAAGGGAGAUGGUGGGUGGAUCAUAAAGGUUAGGUAGAUUUAUUUUGUGGAAAAUAAGUUUUUAAAUAGAUAUAUGUAAGAUAAAUUUUAGUUCGGUCAUUAAAUUUUUAAUUACUAUCUACCUCGCCCAAAUAAAUCACACGGAUAACAAAAUUAUUUCUACUAAAAGUAAAAAAAAACGAGUUAAUUAAAUAAAGAUCACAAAAUAAAUCACUUGCCAACUAAUCCACACAAAUGCUAUGUUUCAUAUUUACACAAGUAGUAGUCAUGGAAUCAUGAUUCAUGAUGAGAAUCACCAUGAGCUGGUGGAUUCCAUCUGAGCCGAGACCCUUUUGUGUUUGAGCAAACAGAACCAAAUCUCAAUAUGCUGUUGUCCAGCCCAAAUGUGGAAGCCCAGAUUCGUUCCUUCUAGAGAUAGAUUGAUCAUUUUAAAAUAGGCUUAAUUGCAAGUUUGGUCACUCGAAUUGCUAUAAAAUUUCACGUUUGCCACUCAAAUUAAUUUAUUCCAUUUAUAGUCACUCGAAUUAGUUGAACAAUUCAAGUUCGGUCACUCUCCGUUAACUCCGUUAACUUUGACUGACGUGGCGGUCAACCCUUACAGUUGACCGUUAAAUGUGUGACGUGGCAAAUAAAAAAUAAUUAAAAAUUAAAUUUUUAGAAACUACACAUCAUUAUCAAUAAAAAUUAUAAUUAUAAAAAAUGAAUGUGUAAUUUCUAAAAAUGAAUCUCGACCACCCAGUCGCUCACCAACUGCCGGAUCUCGUCCUCUGCCACUGUCCGCAGCCGGAUACCUCAGAGCAAGCCCGGCAUUGCUCCCGAUCCCGGAGACAAUACCGGAUUCCGCCGCUUGUUCCACCGCAGGGCCGCGGCGACGGCAGAGGGUUCGUCAGCGAAGCCGUUCCAGGUCGGCGCGGGGGGCAGCCUAAUGGAGAAGCUCAGGGCGUUCGACAUUGUCCGAGACCGGGUCCGAUUGGACGGGCUCGUUCCUCCUCCGCUGUGGUUGAGGAGUUGGAAUCGGAGUCACCGGCGAAGACCAUGACGGCCGCGGACGGGCUGACUGUCGACGACGCGAGAAAGCUGUUGCGUGUGGCGCGAUUGGAGAUGGUCAAAUCGAAGCUGAGAGACACAGGAAGGAACUGUUUGGAUUGGAACAGCGGCCAAAAAACUUGUUGGCUCCUCUCUUCCCCUCCCUUCCAAAACCGCCAAAUUGGGUUUCGUAUUAUAAAAGUUCCAACCUGCCCAGCUCGAUUAGCCGUUUCAUCCAGAAAAUAAACUCUCUGCUUGCUCCUGUAAAUCCUUCUUCCUCACUGAUUCCCCUCUCCUUGUGAAUUCCGAUUUUGAAAUCCCUUCUUUCCACACUCAAAACACUCUUCUACAUCCGAUUCGGUCCACGUCCUCCAUCUCCCGAGGUUCUUGUCUUGUUGGUUUGUUUCUACUAGCUUAUCUUCCCCUGUACUGAUAAUCACCAUGCUCGGCGACGCUUACUAUGGGAAUUGGAAUACGAAUGCGGCGGCAGCGGCGGCGGCUCUUCUCGAGGUUGGUAUUCUGUUAUCUCUCAAUUUCUAUGCGUCUGAUUUCUUGAAGAGGGGUUUGGAGGAGCUCAUUACUUCCUGGGCAAGAAAGUUGUUUGUUUAGUCUGCCAUUCUAUGGCGGCGAGUUUUUUAUAAUUAUAAUUUUUUGUGAUAAUGAUGUGUAAUUUCUAAAAAUUUAAUUUUUAAUUUUUAAUUAUUUUUUAUUUGCCACGUCACACAUUUAACGGUCAACUGUCAGAGUUGACCGCCACGUCAGUUAAAGUUAACGGAGGUUAACGGAGAGUGACCGAACUUGAACUGUUCAAUUAAUUCGAGUGACUAUAAAUGGAAUAAAUUAAUUUGAGUGGCAAACGUGAAAUUUUAUAGCAAUUCGAGUGAGCAAACUUGCAAUUAAGCCUUUUAAAAUAUUACCAAUAUUUUUCAAGGCAAAAAAUGGUAACUUGAAUUCCUUUUAUUUUUUAAUUAUGACUGAAGAAAAUCCAGAGUUGAAAUCGUACGGAAAAUGACACGACAGACACCAUAUUAGAUGGGGGACACCAAACUAAAAAGCUCAUUUUUCCACGACGACUAUUUAAGCUAGGAAUGAAACUGAGUAGGUAGAGACGAGUAUUUUUUACAUUAUGUCUCGUCACAAAUUAAAUUCAGAUUGGGUAAUUUAUUAUAGGAGGCGAGUUCCGGGAGUUGAACUAUAUGGGUAUGUAUGUUAAAAAAAAACAUUAGCAACAUUAACUUUUCAUAAGAAAAUUAAGAAAUAAACUGCGAUAUG
Messenger RNA from Linum trigynum, 2675 nucleotides. The record is from the annotation of a GenBank genome assembly. NCBI's taxonomy places the organism in Eukaryota, Viridiplantae, Streptophyta, Magnoliopsida, Malpighiales, Linaceae.